Messenger RNA from Hermetia illucens (black soldier fly), 3307 nucleotides. RefSeq lists its product as uncharacterized. Lineage: Eukaryota; Metazoa; Arthropoda; Insecta; Diptera; Stratiomyidae. The transcript is spliced from 2 exons. The record is from RefSeq and is a predicted model, not a curated record. Gene Ontology annotation, molecular function: DNA-binding transcription factor activity; protein dimerization activity. Bases 1046 to 2071 code for a protein of 341 amino acids.
CCCCCCACGUUGGGCGCCACAUCACCCCGUUGACCCAUAUGUUCACGAGGGUGCACGGUCGCCCGUCGGUCGCAUGAAGGAUGUGCCUGUGCGCCUGCUUGGGCUACAAGGCUGAGCUGUUGUUGUCGGGAUGCUGUGAUGUCCUUUUCCCGGCCCUCGCCGGUGGGUUGCAGUUGCGUUGCCUGGCUGCAGUGUGUGACCAUGCCAAUGACGUCGAUGUGUGAUGGUGCCGAAGCCGGUGCAAGUUUGUCCGUUUCCCGUGUCGUCACCGUCACGUCGUGACUGUGCACCGUGCACCACCGAACCGACAGACAGGCCAAGUGUGUAGAAACGGCUGGUGCUGGUGGCUCGUGGUCUUGAUUCGACUUUGUGGCUCUGUACUGAGUGCGGGCGGCGUGAAUGUUGCGCGGCGCCUCUUAGUCACAUUUUGGCUGUAGCAAGUGAUGGUGGCUUCUGAGUCCGAGUCUCGAGCUCAAGCUAGUCUAGAUAAGAUACAAGAUCUUAGAGUGCGGUCGAGUACGUCUUGAGUAGGGGGCGAACUUCUCAAACUCUGUGAACUCAUCUGCAUCGCCUGUUCUUUGGAUUGGAUUCUAUGGAACUUCCGUAAAUAUUGUUUCUAGUGUCGGAACUUUGUUUGUAUCUCGUUUUGUUUAUAGUCUAUGAAAAAUCAGUUGGAAUUCAGAAUCUUUUUUAACAAAAUUCACUACACACGGCUCGACUGUUUUACCGCGACAUAUGUGAAUUGUGGAGACAAGUGUUCGCGAUAAUGAUGAUUGAUUUGAAAUUCUUAAGGUGAAUCAUAAUUUGGAAAUUGAUAGUGUGAUGAAUAGUUGGGUGGAAUUUAUUUGAUUAAAGUUGAUAGUGUACUUGAUUAUUGAUUGUGCUUUGACGACUCAACUUAUGAUAUCUAGUUAUCUCAGUACCCGCCCCUUGUACUUGAUCUCAGUGCGGUUUUUGUUCUGUUUCCGUAUCUGGAGUAGUUCAUUGUUUCGGAUUAUCUAUUAAGGCCACAUCUGGCGUCUGAAUCGGCUGCAACACCUACAGAAUGGCAGCGGAAAAUCCUUUUGCGAAGUUAAGUGCAUCUGAUUUGUCAGCGAUUAUACUCAAAGGAGCUCAAAUGACAACGGAUCGUGAUACUGGAUUUUGUUCAGGCAGUUCUGAAACUGGUGACGAACUUUCUCCAAUGGACCAUUCACGCCUUGAACCCCACAGCCCCACGGAUGCGUCAGAGGAUUCCGUUGAAGUAAAAGUAACUCCAAUAACUUUAACCCGCAACAAACGCAAAAGUACCGAGCCUUCACGUGUGAUAUGCGAACAAGAAACAGGACCUUUAAAAAAGAGAAUUCGCUAUGUGCCUGGCCAAUGUAAGGAAGAGACUGAUACAAGAAAUCCCUUCAGGCCAUGGGAUCAACAAAUGCCACAUGAGGUAAUGCCAAAUCCUGCAGAAGUACUCAUCAGGCAUCCAGGCGUGACAACCCUCCAUAGGACACCAUAUGACGAUGUGGAAAGUACUCAAGAUGAACCUCUAGCGCUAGUUGCCAAGAAGCCUUCAAGUAGUCUUCCAGCCCCACACAACGCAACCACUAGCCAUAUUGGCCUAAAUGAGGAAACUAACAAUAAUCUCAGCAACUUGCAACAUGGUGAUAAGUCGAUGAAGUUUCAAAAUACAGCGAGUUGUAGCAGCACGUCCUUGAUGGCAUCAAUGUCACUUCGGGCUGGAACUAGCAGUAGUAGCAGUAGCGUAGGAAGCCAGCGACCUCAGCAACGGAACUACAAAAAUAUGACCCGCGAGAGACGGAUUGAGGCGAAUGCUCGAGAAAGAACUCGAGUCCAUACCAUCUCCGCGGCCUACGAUACUCUACGGAAAUCCAUCCCAUCGUAUUCGAAUACACAGAAACUGUCCAAAUUGUCAGUUUUAAGGGUAGCCUGUUCCUAUAUUCUUACUCUGAGUCGGAUGGCUGGGUUCGACUACAGUGCGGAUCAGAGUUCACCCUCUGUGGCGGAGUGUAUGGACAUGGUGACGAAGACUAUCCAAACCGAGGGAAAAAUUAGGAAGAAAAAGGAUGAAUAAUGUUUCCUUCCGAUAAAGUUCGAAAAUCAAAAAUGAAUUUUAGUUUGUGAAUUACUGAGGGUCUACUUCUGAAACUGGAUCAGAAUCACGUUCGUCCUGAAGCAACUUGACUGCAACACCGAUGCUGAUGAGGACGGACUCGAGCAACAUCGCUCAGGAGCAUGAAAACUAAAAUAAGAAAAAAAGCGAAAAGACUACGAUUUUGAUCCGCCCAAAGAUUCCUUUUAUAUAUUUUACAAUUCAAGAAGGUGCUUUAGUUUUUAUGUAUUUCUUGGAAAUUGCAAGGACUGUUACUAUCUAGAUACAUCCAGGAAACUGAACACACUUUGUCGGAACUAUUGUUCCCGGAUGUACAAUACAAGAAAAACUUACGAACUAAGUUUGUUACGAUUUUUUCGCAAAAGUCUGGUACAAGUGAUUAUUAGGAUACAGUAAGGAUUUUUAAGUUGUUUUAUCUCUAAUUUAUUGAAACUGUAAAAAUUUCCGUUUGUAAGGUGUUUUGUUUUCCCUUCAUUUGUUUCCAUUGAGUUGUUUUGUUUCGGAUAUCGUUCGCACGAACAUUGAACACUUUCAACUAGAGCGUCCGCCAAUUAACAUAUUUAUUUAUCUUUAAUCUUUUUACUUGGACAACAAGUUCAAUUACAAAUAAAUAAAAUAAAAACCGGUUGACAUGUUGGAAUAUUGAGAAAACUAGUACAAACUAAAAUUAAGUCAUAAUGAAAAUGUCUCCGUUUUUACAACUACUCGUAAAUGAAUUUUAAAAAUGUCAUCGAAAAGAAAUCAAUGAAAGUAUUUUUGCCAUAAUAAAUGAUUAAUGAGAAAACAGGAACAUGAAGGAUAACACUAUUGUGAAGAUAUGAACAUUUACCACGCCCAACUCGAUAAAAAUUCAAUGACAAUAAUAAGGAAAUACAAUCUAUUUUUCUUAUUAGUGUUUUCUUCGGAUUCUUUGAUUCGCCGUAAAUGACAAUAAAAAGUAAAAAAGUAUUUUUUAUUAUAAAAUUAUUGAAUUAUUGCUCAAAUAAUGUUAUUCAACACAAAUGCCACUAUUGUAUUUAUAACGUCAAUAUUUUCAAUAGAAAUUAUUAGAAAGCAAAUAAAGAUAAUUUUUCAAGGUAGAACGAAUCUCAAAUUUGUAAAAAGUGCCAUACAGAGGGAAAUACGCUAUGAGAACAAAAAUUCAAACAAAAUGUGGUGGAAAACAUACAUAUAAGUGCGUUUUUACUGUAAAUAAAA